This is a messenger RNA of Cloeon dipterum, 1505 nucleotides long. It is a transcript of the gene Syx6, whose product is annotated as Syntaxin 6. The coding region runs from base 328 to 1092 and encodes 254 amino acids. Gene Ontology annotation, biological process: retrograde transport, endosome to Golgi; Golgi vesicle transport; vesicle fusion. Gene Ontology annotation, cellular component: SNARE complex; endomembrane system; synaptic vesicle membrane. NCBI's taxonomy places the organism in Eukaryota, Metazoa, Arthropoda, Insecta, Ephemeroptera, Baetidae. The record is from RefSeq and is a predicted model, not a curated record. Gene Ontology annotation, molecular function: SNARE binding; SNAP receptor activity. The transcript has 7 exons.
GUGUUCGAGUGAGACGCAAGAGUGUAGAGCACUGUGUAGCAAGCUUUGUUUUGGUCGAUCAAGUGGGCGUGACGUCAGAAAAUGUCGAUUUGUUCAUGCAAAAUGCAGGCCGUCGGACCUCGAGGUAUAAAUUGAUCAGCCAACACCUGAUCCACAGUACGUACCAGUGGUGGUGGUCCUUGCAAGGUGAUGGCCAGAGGCGGCCGGCGUUCGUGCUCGUGGCCGCUCCUCUGCUGAAUCCAGAACGCACAUUCGCAAGAGUCCGUUUUGCUCUUUUGACCCCGUAAACUUCGACACGAAAUCCGCAUUACGAGCGACGCGUAUGACAUGACUUACGAAGACCCGUUCUUUGUGGUCAAAGAUGAAGUAUGCAAAGCUCUGAACAAGACUAGAGGCUUGUAUCGACGCUGGCUGGAGUUGCAAGAUGAAACCGAUUCAAUCUCCAAGGACGAGCUUGAAUGGACCACCACAGAGUUGCGAAAUUCGUUGAGGAGUAUUGAGUGGGACUUGGAGGAUCUCGAAGACACAAUUGGAAUCGUCGAGAAAAACCAGUCCAAAUUUAAAAUCGACAACAGGGAGCUAACGUCAAGGCGGAGCUUUAUCGAGCAGACCAGAGAAGAAGUGAAGUCUAUGAAAGACAAAAUGAACAUCUCCAGAGGACGAGACAGGGACAGGACUGCUCGACAGCCUCUUUUGGAGAGCAGUCCACCUAGAGCCCCAACUUCCCAUGGCACAACAAAGUAUUCCAAGCUGGAGAACGAAUUGGACAGUCCAAAUCGCACCUUUGUUGAUUCAGCCAUUCAGCAGCAACAGCGAAUGAUCCAUUCUCAGGAUGAACAGCUCGACGCCAUCUCAGACUCAAUUGGGACUCUGAAGACCGUUUCUAGGCAAAUCGGAACUGAGCUCGACGAACAGGCUGUGAUGCUUGACGAGUUUGGACAUGAAAUGGAAAACACAGAAUCACGAAUUGAUUCAACAGUCAAGAAAAUGGCCAAAGUAUUCCGCAUUUCAAAUGAUCGCCGGCAGUGGUAUGCCAUAUUUAUCCUGUCCGUGAUAAUCUUCAUAAUUAUCAUCCUCUUUAUUAUACUCUGAUUGCUUUUGGACUGUGUACUACUAGCUUUAUUAGUGUGUCAGUGGUUUGCAAAAUCCCAACAUCCGGCCAGAAGUCCGGCUUAUUUGUGCCACAAAAAGAUAUUUUUAAACUUUGUCUCCAAAUUCAAAACAAUGUUUACUAGAAAAGUAUUAUUACAACUACCUAAAAUGGUUAAUAUUGCUACAUAAAACGUUCCAUAUAAAUGUAUUAGCCAUCUAAAUUAAAAAUAUUAUUUUUCAGUAAAUGCUAGAUCUAAAAUUUUGUGAUUUGUGAUGAGCUCUUAAGAUUGAUUAAGUUGUUAAGUGUGUUAGUGUUUUAAUUAAGUGCAGCUAAAAGUUAUUUAUUGUAUUAACAAAACAUGUUUAUUUGUGUUGUAAAUUUUGUAUAAAUAUAAUUGUGAUGAAAACUAAAA